UGUAAUUAACAUGAUGUUUAUGUAUUCUUUUUGUAGGCUAAAGAGUGGCUUUGCCUCAACUGCCAGAUGCAGAGGGCCCUUGGAUUUGAAGAACCACCUACCCCAUUCAUAUCCAGCAAAAUUCCCACACCAUCUCCAUCCCCUGUCAAGCAAAGUUCAUCAACAGCACAAAAGAAGGAGAUUACACAGAGUAAAACCUUACACCCAUCCUCCGGUCAGCAAAGCAAACAUCCAGAGGGUCAUAAAACACCUGGACAGGACAGUUCAACUACAGCAAAAGAAACCACAUCAACUCCGCAUCUACAACAAAAGCCAACUCAGCAGCAAAAAGUAAAGGAUGCCCCAUCACCUGCAAAGGCUGAACCACGAAAACAACCUGAACCACCCAAGGAGCAGUCUGGAUUUUUUGGUUUCAGAUCUCGUUCACCAUCUCCUCAGCCUCCAGUCUCUGCUGUAUCUGGGAAAGUUUUAGGCUUUGGCUCCUCCCUUUUCAGCUCUGCAUCCAAUCUGAUUUCAUCGGCUGUUCAGGAUGAGUCUUCCACGAUGCAGCCAACUUUGCAUAAAGCUUCUAGUGAUUCCCAAACCUCUCACAGGUCCACAACUCCAGCAUCAUGCAAAGCAUCAGAGGACUCUAAGGACUCUCCAAAACUUCCUAAAACCCCAAAACAAGAGCAAAAGAAAACUGAAGUAGCUCAGCCAACCAAUGCCACUGUAAACCAAACGAAAGAGAAAUUGAUUUCUUCACCAUCCCCAAAAGCCAGCCCGAAACCCCUUCCCAAAGCUUGUCCAAUCUGCAAAGUGGGUCUCAAGAAAGAGCCUCCAAAUUACAAUACCUGCACUGAGUGCAAAACCGCUGUGUGUAACCAAUGUGGUUUCAAUCCCAUGCCUCAUCAAGCAGAGGGGAAAGAAUGGCUUUGUUUAACCUGCCAGACACAAAGAGCACUAAAAAGGGUAGAACCACAAAGGUCUCCUGUGAUGAAGUCCCACCCUCAGCACCCUGAAGCCACAACCCAAAAGAAGGAUUCUACUACAGGUCCCACAUCAAAACAGACCACCCUCCAACCAAAAGAGAUUAGUUGUUCCAACCAGACAGUUGAUCAGAAAGAAGGAACUAGUAAACAGCAACAUAGUUCAACAGUAACAAAACUGACUAAUGAGAAUAAUGAGCAGACAGCAAAAACUGACCUACCUUCUACUCAGUCUGAACCAUCAUCAAGGGCAGAACCUUCUCAAGAAGAGACAGGUUUUUUUAAUUUUGGGUUUGGUGGUGUGCGUUCUCGAUCACCAUCUCCUCAGGUAGCUAACUCUUCUGUUUCUGGAAAGGUUCUUGGCUUUGGCUCCUCCUUACUCAGCUCAGCAUCUAACCUGAUCCCAGCAGCUGUUCAGAAUGAGCCUUCCACCACACCACCAACUUCUCGAAAGGGAUCUACAGUGUCUCAAACCUCUGACAAUGCAACCAGUACAAAAUCACAAAAAGGACCUGCAGCAUCAAAAAAUGAUGCCAAAAUAUCCUCAAUGAGGUCAGAAAAUAAAUCAUCAACUGCUGAUAAGGAUAAGACACCAGGACAUCAGCAGAGUAAGGCACCCCUAUCUCAAGAAAAGAUACCAGAACAUUUGCCAAAAAUAGAUAAAGAUUCUCAGCAUUUUCCCAAAGCUUGUCCACUCUGUAAAGAAGAGCUUAGACAGGAUCCUCCCAACUACAAUGUCUGCACUGAAUGCAAAAAGUAUGUGUGUAAGCUUUGUGGAUUCAACCCUAUGCCUCAUCAGACAGAGGUGACAGAGUGGCUUUGUCUGAACUGUCAAAUGCAAAGAGCUCAUGAUAAUGCUCCAGUGGUGCCCCAGAAAAUAUCUGUACAACCCCAUUCUUCACCAAAGGCAGAAAUGGCUCCAUUGUUACAACAGAAAGAAGCUUGUGCUGUGGACUCUACAAAGAAUACAACUAACCCUAUAACAAGAGCUCCACAGAAAGACAAUAAAUUUGGGGCCGUUCAGAAAAUAGAGCAAGAGCAAACGGAGGCACCAAAUGACUCACUUCCUCUACACAAACAACAGCAGCUAGAAAUUGGGAAACCGAAGGGUGAUACAUCAAAGACAGACAAGUCAGAAACCAAGCAUGAAUCAGGUUUCUUUGGUUUUGGUUUUGGUGGUGCUCGAUCACGAUCACCGUCUCCCAAGCCUGCUGCCUCUGCAGUUUCUGGAAAGGUUCUAGGCUUUGGUACAUCCUUCCUCAGCUCAGCCUCUAAUCUGAUCUCUUCAGCUGUUAUGGAUGAGCCUUCCACGACACCACCAGCCUCUCGUAAAGGUUCAUCUGUCUCGCAAAGUUCUAUUAGUUCUACUACACCACCAUCCUCUCGAAAAGGUUCUGCAGUUUCACAGACUUUGUCCAAAUCAACACCACUCACUUCCCAUAAGGGUUCAUCAGUUUCACAGACAUCUUACAAGACUGGCUCUUCAGCCACAACACCAGUUACUUCACGCAAAGGGACUGACAAUUCCCAGGACAUAACAAAGGAGACCAAAAAAUCUUCUAAUGAAAAGGCAGAAGAAAAGAAAUUCCAUGAAUCACAGUCAUCUGAAACAACAUCUGAAAAAGUUAAGGACUCUGAAGGUGUUGAUAAGUCAUCUCAGCAGCUACCAAAAACUUGUCCACUUUGCUUAACAGAUAUAAACAAAGAUCUCCCAAACUAUAGCACCUGUAAUGAAUGCAAGAGCAUUGUGUGUAACCUCUGUGGAUUCAGCCCCAUGCCUCAAGAAACAGAGAUAAUGGAGUGGCUCUGUCUGAACUGCCAUACAAGACGAGCAUCAGGAAUUUCUUCUAUGCAGUCUAGCAAAAUCCCUCCAACAUCAUCUUCUCAAAAUAUGAAGACUUCUGUGUUAGAACACUCUAAGAAGAAGAAAGAUCUUCUUGAUAAAACUAUUCAAAAAGGCCAGACAACUGCUGAGAUAAAACAAAAAAAUGAAAUAUCUGCUGCAGCAGUGGAAAAGCAGGUCAAUCAGCAGCAGUCUACUCUACAACACAAUGUGGAGAAAUCUCAAAAGACUUCGAAAGUUGAGCCCUCUCCUGCCAUGGAUAAACCCCUUCAAGAAAACUCAGGAUUCUAUGGCAUUGUUGGUGCUCGAUCUCAAUCACCAUCCCCUCAGCCUGCUGUCUCUGCUGUUACUGGGAAGGGUUUAGGAUUUGGUUCUUCCUUUUUCAGCUCUGCAUCUAAUCUCAUCUCAUCGGCUUUUGAGGAUGAAUCUUCCAUGACACUCCCAACCUCUCGCAAAGAUUCAUCAGUCUCUCAAAGUUCCAUUAGGUCCAGUACACCACCUCCAUCCUCCCGCAAAGGUUCUGGAGUCACGCAGGCCACCAUACUACAAGGGGACUCUCAGAAAAAGCAGACAGAUAUACAUAAAUCACAGAUUAUAGACAACAAAGAAGGAAAGAAACCUGAGGUACCAAAACAGGGAAAGGAGCCCCCAAAUCCAGAUGAAUCCAAGCCAGAGCCAUCAAAAGUGAAAGAAUCCUCUCACACUCUCCCGAAAUACUGCCCUCUCUGCAAGGUGGAGAUCAAGAAUGAGCCUCCCAACUAUAACACCUGCACUGACUGCAAAAACAUUGUAUGCGUACAAUGUGGAUUCAAUCCUUCACCACACCAAACAGAGAGGAUGGAGUGGCUGUGUUUGACCUGCCAAAUGAAGCAAACAUCAGGAGUUCCUCAACAAUCACAGGCUAACAAAGUACCACUAUCUGUCUUAAAACAGAAUAAAGAGCCUCUAAUUCCAGCAAAGGCUAAGACAUCACUUGCUGAUGGAAAACUACAUGACAAUCAAAGUGAAGCUGAGAAAAAGCAAGAUAGCCCUACAAUAAAGCAUAAUGUGCAAAGUCAGCAUCCUAAGCAACAGCCUCAACAAACAAAAGAUGGAAUUUCCAAACCAGCUAAAUCAGAGCCUCCUAAUAAGAAUUCAGACUUUUUUGGUUUUGGUAGACGAUCUCGAUCACCAUCCCCACAGCCUGCUCUUUCUGGAAAAGUUUUAGGUUUUGGUUCUUCAAUCUUCAGCUCAGCAUCUAAUCUAAUAUCCUCUGCUGUUCAAGAUGGAACCUCUCCAACACCAUCAACUUCACGCAAGGGGUCUACUGCUUCUCAAACUUCUGAAAAUACUAUACCAAUAGUACCUGAUCCUAGCAAGAGAUCUGAAAUGUCCAACACUACACUGCCAGCUUCUAGUACAGUAUCUUCCCAAGACUCUCCUCAGGAGAAAUCUAGUAAUUUAACAAAACCACUAACUAAACAUGAGCAAGAAAGAAAAAUACUGGAAAUGAAAUCACAGGGGGGAAACUCUACACCACUUCAGGCACCCAUUUUGAAGGAUGGAACUCCAUCGGAUGCCACAAAAACUACAGAAUCCAAUCAGGCUCUACCCAAAGUCUGUCCAAUGUGCAAGGUAGAAAUCAAGAAGGAGCCUCCUAACUACAACAUCUGCACUGAAUGCAAGAAUGCAGUGUGUAACCUUUGUGGAUUUAACCCAAUGCCUGACAAAACAGAGAAGAAAGAGUGGCUAUGUCUGAAUUGCCAGAUGAAACGAACAUCAGGAGCUCCAAAGCCAACUCAGCCAAAACCUACGAAAGUCCCUGCACUAUCAUCACCACAAAAGGAUGUUCAAGCUAAAGUUUAUCUGCAAAAACUUUCUCCACAGCAGGGCUCAAAAGGUGACACAUCACCAAAGCCUGUUAUUUCCAAAACUGAAAUCUCUAAAGAUGAAUCAGGCUUUGGGCUUACUCAUGACCAGUCCCAGUCUCAAUCUCCUAAACGUGCUGCAUCAGCUAUAUCAGAAAAGGGUUUAGGCUUUGGCUCUUCCAUCAUCAGCAGAGCAUCUGAACUUAUUUCUUCAGCUGGUCAGGAUGAAGCAUCUAUGACACCACCAUCUUCUCAUAAAAGUCCUGCAGAGUGUGUGUCACAUGAAAAAACAUCAACACCACCUGUUUCACGCAAGGUACCUGCAGUUUCUGAUAAAGAGUCAAAAUCAAUUACUCAACAACCAAGAACCGAGAAGAAAAUAUCAGAGCUUCAGACCACCAAAGGUGAAGCGAAAGAAGGUGACAGUUUAUCAGCUUGUCCACUGUGCAAUGAGAAAUUCAAAAAUAACCCACCAAAUGUAAACACUUGUACAUCUUGCAAGAUGACUGUGUGUAAUCUCUGUGGAUUUAACCCCAUGCCAGAUCAAACUGAGGUGAAGGAGUGGUUAUGUUUGAACUGCCAGAUGCAGCAAUUAUCAGCUUCACCUGCACAGCCAGAGGCUAAAAAGAUGCCACUUGGACCAGCAGAGUGGAUGGAAACUCCAGUUGCAUCUGAGAAGAAAUCAACUCUUUCAGUAGAUGUCACAGACAACAAUAAAAUCCUUCCUGAAGUUGGAAAAUCAGAGGACCAACCCUUUGUGCCAGCAUCACAGAAUCCCACUUCUACUUCUUUAAUAUCACAGCCUUCUCCUGAUAAGUCUUCUCAACCUCCAAAAGUUGAGACUCCAAAAGAGGAUAAGAGUUCAGGUGUUUCUCAAACUUCUGCAAAGGCUGCAUUAGUUUUGCCUGCAUCUGUAGAAACUGUUACCUCUGGGAAGACAAAAUCACCUACUGUUCAGAAGCAAGAAGAAAUGAAACCUGCAGAUGAAGCACAAAAUGCUCAGUCUGCCAAAGCACCAUCUGCUCUUGAAAAAGUGGGUGCAAAUUUUUCCACACUUCAAAAAGGCUGUCCAAUCUGCAAGGAUAUAUUCAAGGAAGAUCCUCCAAACUACAAUACUUGUAAUUCCUGCAAAGCCAUUGUGUGUAACCUUUGUGGUGGAUUGAACCCCAGGGCAGAAAUAACUGAGAAGAAGAACUGGCUGUGUGUGAACUGCCAGAGGCAGCAAGCACCAGUACCUCUUUCUGCAAAGGCAAAGGAAGUACCUCUUACAGAAUCAGAGAAGGAGGUUCCAAGUCCAGGUCCUACAAAGAAAAAGACAAGUAUUCCAGUGGGUGAUACAGAGUAUGAUCAGAUACCCACAAUAAAUGGAAAACCUUAUGACAAACUCACUUCAGAAAAGACCCCAAAAGCGACUACUAGUGUGGCAGAACAGUCUUGUGUUGAGUCUGGCGACCCACAAAAUACAAAACCUCCAGAGAAACAGUCUGGCCUCUUUGGUUUCAGUUUUGGUGGUACUAAAUCACGACCACCAUCUCCUCAGCUGGCUGCCUCUGCAGUUUCAGGGAGAGUUCUAGGCUUUGGUUCAUCCUUCCUCAGCUCAGCCUCUAAUCUGAUCUCUUCAGCUGUUCAGGAUGAACCAUCCAUCACACCACCAACCUCUCAUAAGGGUUCUACAAUUUCUUUAAAAAACACUACAACACCUCCUUUGUCCCGCAAGAGUUCAGCAGCAUACCAACAUGGGAAAAAGAAAGAAAUAGAAAAUAAAUUGCAAGACCAGGUGGCAAAGGAAUCAGUUCCUCUUCAGAAAAAGGAUACAGCUUGUUUAGGGCUUCUCAAAGUUUGUCCACUCUGUAAGGCUGACCUCAAGGAUGAUCCACCCAACUGUAACACCUGCACACAAUGUAAAACUAUUGUGUGUAACCUUUGUGGAUUUAGUCCUAUUCCACAAGAAACUGAGGUGUUAGAGUGGCUGUGUUUGAGCUGCCAAAUACAGAGAGCCUCAGGACCUCCUGCAAAAACCCAGUCAGAGGUUAACAAGGUACCAUCUCCAACAUUACCAAAGGAAAAAGACACUUCUGCUGCAGGUGUUCUACAGAAGAACCCAAGUCUUCCAGUAAAUGCCAAAGAUGAGAAGCCAUCUAGAGUUGGAAAACCAGUAGAUAAACCUAUUAAAACAGAAUCCCACCAAGACACUGCUCCCUCAACUCAACCUUCUCCUGCAAAAUCUGUGCCACCACAAACAGUUGAAAAGGAUGAGUCAAACUUGUUUGGUUUCAGUUUUAGGGGUACUCGAUCACGGUCACCAUCUCCUCAGCCUGACAUCUCUGCUGUUUCUGGAAAGGUUCUAGGCUUUGGCUCCUCCUUUCUCAGUUCUGCAUCUAAUCUGAUCUCAUCAGCUGUUCAGCAUGAGCCUUCUACAACACCACCAACAUCCCAUAAAGGAUCUACAACUUCUCAAACUUCUGUAAAGAUUACUCCAACUCAAUCUACUUCUCACAAGAAGCAAGAGGAAAAGAUAGAAUCAGAAACCAAAUUGGAAGUCCAGUUGCCAAAGGCAGAUACACCUCUCUCAGAGUCACUUGGAGCUUGCCUAAUUUGCAAGGCUAACCUUAAGAAGGAUACACCUAACUACACUACCUGCACUGAAUGCCAGAAAACAGUGUGUAACCUUUGUGGAUUCAGUCCUGUACCUCAAGAAACCGAGGGUAAGAAAUGGUUAUGUUUGGACUGCCAGAAGCAGCAAGCACCAGGGCCUCCACUUAUACAGCCUCAACUAGAGACAAACAAGGUAGCUCUGCCAGCACCAAAGCAGAAAGCUCAAACUACAUAUGAUCCACAAAAGAAGCCAAAUCUGUCAGUUGAUGCCACAAUAAAAUCUGUUGAAGUUGUAAAAGAAGAGAAUAAAUCUAGUCCAUCGGAGUCACAGAAACCCACUGCUGUUCAGUCAGCACAACACUCCUUUCCUGACACACCUGCUAUACUAAAAAAAGCUGACACUUCAAAGGAGGAGACAAGCUUUUUGAGUGUUGCCGGUGCUAAGUCACCAUCUCCUCAGCCUGAUGUCGCUACAGUUUCUGGGAAGGUUCGAGGCUUUGGCUCAUCCUUAUUUAGCUCAGCAUCUAUUUUGAUUUCAUCAGCUCUUCAAGAUGAACCUUCUACCACACCACCAACUUCUAGAAAGGGUUCUACAAUUGCUCAGAAAUCUGAAAAAGAAAAAUAUGUUUCUCAAAUAUCAGAAGAAGACACUCCAACACCACGUACAUCGCACAAGGGGUCGAUAGCACAUAAAGAAGAAGAAAAGACAGAAAUGAAAAUCACAUCAGAUGACCAGUCAACUGUGUCACCUUCUCUUCUCAAAAAAGAUGAUCAUCUUAAUAAGCCUCUUAAGCCUUGUGCACUGUGCAAGGUGGCUCUCACGAAAGAUCCACCCAACUAUGACACCUGCACUGAAUGUAAAACCACUGUGUGUAAUCUUUGUGGAUUUAGUCCUAUGCCACCACAAACUGAAAUGAAAGAAUGGCUUUGUUUGAACUGCCAGAUGCAUCGAGCACCAGGUGCUCCAUCUAUACAGCUUCAGCAACAUGCUAACAAAGUACCACCACCAGCUUCACCACAACAGAAGGCAAAAUCUCUUGUUGGAAAGCCAGAGGAGAGAACUACUCAAGUAGAGACAAAGAAAUCCAUUUCAACACCUUCAAAACAACAAUCCAUUGCUCCAACACCAAAAGUUGAACCUUCAAAGAAGGAGCCCGGCUUCUUUGGAUUUGGUGGUGCUCGUUCUCGAUCUCCAUCUCCUCAGCCAGCUGUCUCUGCGGUUUCUGGAAAAGUUCUAGGCGUUGGUUCUUCUCUCUUUAGCACAGCAUCUAAUUUAAUUUCUUCAGCUGUUCAUGAUGAGCCUACAACACCACCAACACCUCGUAAGGGCUCUGUUACUUCUCACACUUCUGUAAAGACCACACCAGGAACUCCUCCUACUUCUCAGAAACAAUCUGUAGAGCCAGAAAAAUAUCAGACUAAAGAUACCAAAACUCAAGCCGAAGAGGAAAAAACUCCUGCUGCAAAGAAACAUCAGAAUAAACUUAAUGAAAAGCAAGUCAAAAUGACUAAGGUAACAGAUGAAUAUCCAAAAAUGGAAGAAACUGCUAAGCAUCAGAAUCUUGCAUGUCCUCUCUGUAAGAUAGCACUUAAUGUUGGAUCAACUGAAACACCUAACUACAAUACCUGCACGGGGUGCAAGGACAUAGUGUGCAACCGCUGUGGAUUUAACCCCAUUCCCCAUCAGACUGAGGUUUAUGAAUGGCUGUGCCUAAGCUGUCAAACACAGAGAGCAUUAAAGGGAAUUGAACCACAAGAACCACAAGCAAAACCAGAUAUUGUAUCAACUUCAACAACGGUUCCAAGCAACAUCAUACCCAAAACAGCAACUGAUGCUUGUGAAACCAACAAAAAGGAUCUAACUCAGGUUCAGGCACCUCAGAAAGAUGUCCCUGCUGCAGAUCAAAAUAAAGUUUCUAAUCUAACUCCUGUUCAAAAUGAUAACAUUUCAAAUACAGACACAACCAAAGUGAAUGAUGCUCUAAUUGACAUGGUAGUUAAAAAAUCCCAGGGAAAAGAAACUCUUGCUGACACUAAAGAAGGGACUCCAAUAAAAGAUAUGCUGCCUUCUGAGUCAACAGCUGUCAUGGGGGAUCAAAAAUCUACAGUUCCACAGAAAACUGGAAUUGACCAAGAAUCAACUGGAAAGACAACUGACAAUAACUCAGAAAUUCUGGAGAAACCUGAGCAAUCACAAUCUAAAUCCUCUGCACCAGAAUUAGACAACUCAAAGCAGGAAUCAGGCUUCUUUGGGUUUGGAUUUGGCAGUACUAAAUCACAAUCUACACCAACCAAACCUGCUGACACAAGCACAGGGAAAGUCUUUGGUUUUGGUGGUUUGACUGAGACACCCUUACCACAAUCUGGCUCUUCUGUUUCUGGGAAGGUUUUAGGUCUUGGAUCUUCCAUCUUCAGCUCAGCUUCUAAUUUGAUCUCAUCAGCUGUUCAUGAUGAGUCCUUCACAACACCACCAAGUUCUCGUAAGGGUUCCACUGUUUCCCAGACAUCUGUCAAAACAGCCACACCACCCUCUUCCCGUAAAGGGUCAACAGUUUCCCAAGCAUCUCUUAAAACACCGCCGACUUCUCGUAAGGUUUCUGCUGCUUCCCAGCCUUUCUUCAAGACCUCCCCUACUGGAGACACUAAACCAUCUGAUUCACAAAAACAAGAUGAAAAGGCAGCAGAUGAAAAGUCAAAGAUCAAGCUAGAUGUAGCAUCUUCAGUACCUGCCAAACCACCUCAUUCACAGAAACAAACUGAAAAGACACCAGAUGAGAAGUUAGAAGUCAAAUCAUCUGCUCCUUUGCAAUCAGCCUCUAAACCGGCUCAGUCUAGUUGUCCUAUCUGCAAAGUGAAGCUGAAUGUGGCCUCUGAAGACCUGCCUAAUUUCAACACUUGCACUAAAUGUAACAACAAUGUAUGCAAUCAGUGUGGAUUUGAUCCCAUGCCAAGUCAGACAAUGGUGAGGAAAUAA
Messenger RNA from Ictalurus punctatus (channel catfish), 10227 nucleotides. RefSeq names its product mucin-17. The transcript is spliced from 12 exons. Gene Ontology annotation, molecular function: metal ion binding. Bases 67 to 10227 code for a protein of 3386 amino acids. Gene Ontology annotation, cellular component: synapse. Lineage: Eukaryota; Metazoa; Chordata; Actinopteri; Siluriformes; Ictaluridae. The record is from RefSeq and is a predicted model, not a curated record.